CACAGCACCGCAUGUAGGCAUAUUAAUAGCUCGGGGCCUUAUUCCUGAGAGCAAAUCUCGGUUAUGAGCCCGUCUUGCAGUAUAAAACGCAUGCGCCGCUCGGUCUUUGGAAAAUCAUUCUGCUAAGUACUCUCUUAGCUUUUUGUCUUGUAUCUCCUUCGCGCACGUUAUCCCUACUUCCUUCAAUCGCCCCCCACUGCUACCAUGCUGUCCAAAUCCUUCGCACUCUUUGCUGCCUUCGCUGCUUUCGUUCCUGCAUUUGCUGCCCCCCUUCCUGGUCAAGUCGCUGACGUUGCUGCCAUUGUUGAUAACGUUGGCGAAAAUGCCAAUGUGAAUGUACUUACUCGUGGUCCUGCCGCCUUCGAGGAGGUCGUCAGAAGGCUUGAACUCUCCGGACGAGGUGACGCCAGCGGAUGCAGCGUUGCUGACGUUGACAUUAUCGUCUCCAACGUGCUUAACAAUGAUACCAUUAACAUCUUGUCUCCAUCUAAGCGUGGCGGUUGCGAUAUUCUCGGACUUACUCUCGAGGUCACUGAUGUAUUGAACAACCUCGACAUCAACAUUCUCAGCCCUGGCAAAUCCAAGCGCGCCGAGGCUUUCUCACUUGAACAAAUCACAUCGCUUGUCUCUACCAUGGCGGCAAACACUGGCAAGGCGGCUCGCUCAACCGCUGGCAAACGCGGUGGUAGUCUUGUUGAUGUCACCGCAGUCGUGGAAGAUGUCCUCAACAACCUCGAUAUCAAUGUCCUGACCAAGCGCGUUGAUGUCACCGAGGCCCAAAUUGCCAAUGCCGUCUACAACGCCCUCAUUAGCGGUUCGACGUCGAAGCGCUCAGGCAUCAUUCCUAAUGUCAACGAUCUUGCUGAUCGGGCUCUUGAGGAACUCAGUGCUAUAGUUGCCAAGCGCGCUGAUUAAGUUAUCAUUGUUGCCGGUAAGUGCUGUCACGUCCACAAAAUGAACACCUCAUGAAUCAAAUUCAGUUGUCUCAACGCGAAGGUCGAUGUCGCCUAAAUGACUCAAUCCCUCAUACCCAACGUCGCGCACAUCCCUCGCCCUUCGUUUACCACUGUCACUCGUUAGAUCCCGUAUUCCAUAGCCGCGUAAUGAAGUCUCGCAAUCUUCGUUGUGUGAUGAUAUGUUCAUGAGUGCAAAUUUUUCCAACACACUUGGCCUAGUGCAUCAGUCCGUUAUCUCGUGGGCUUGCUUACAUGUUUUUUCCAUGAAACACGCGACAUCUUGAUGUUCUGCUGUUUCAUCCCGUGCGCGACGUAUCUGCCAGAUCAGACAUAAUCGAAGUCGCGAACCGCUCCUUCCAUCAGAAUAAUCA
Suillus subalutaceus is the source of this 1327-nucleotide messenger RNA. RefSeq lists its product as uncharacterized. The record is from RefSeq and is a predicted model, not a curated record. Lineage: Eukaryota; Fungi; Basidiomycota; Agaricomycetes; Boletales; Suillaceae. Bases 205 to 915 code for a protein of 236 amino acids. The transcript has 7 exons.